Acanthosepion pharaonis is the source of this 3267-nucleotide messenger RNA. NCBI's taxonomy places the organism in Eukaryota, Metazoa, Mollusca, Cephalopoda, Sepiida, Sepiidae. The record is from the annotation of a GenBank genome assembly.
UUGCUCUCCCACUCAUUCGCUCUCCCACUCUUUCACUCAUUCGCUCUCCCACUCUUUCACUCAUUCGCUCUCCCACUCUUUCACUCAUUCACUCAUUCGCUCUCCCACUCUUUCGCUCAUUUUCUCUCUCUCUCUCUCUCUCUCUUACUCUCUUUCACCCACUCUCAUUUUCUUACGCACAACCACAAGCGUUUACUGCCACAUUUCCUUCCUGGGGGGAGAAAAAAAAGCUAUGGCCGAAAGUUUCUUUAUUUUAAAAAAAAUUGUUUUCCAUCCCCCCCCCCAAUUAAUUUUUCCUUUCUCUACGCCUCCUUUUUUAACGCUAUUUUCAAUUUUCUGACUGCACUGUUCGCCGGACUGUGUCGGCCGUGCCGCACUGUUCGCCGGACUGUGUCGGCCGUGCCGCACUGUUCGCCGGACUGUGUCGGCCGUGCCGCGCUGUUCGCCGGACUGUGUCGGCCGUGCCGCACUGUUUGCCGGACUGUGUCGGCCGUGCCGCACUGUUUGCCGGACUGUGUCGGCCGUGCCGCACUGUUUGCCGGACUGUGUCGGCCGUGCCGCACUGUUUGCCGGACUGUGUCGGCCGUGCCGCACUGUUUGCCGGACAGUGUCGGCCGUGCCGCACUGUUUGCCGGACAGUGUCGGCCGUGCCGCACUGUUCGCCGGACAGUGUCGGCCGUGCCGCACUGUUUGCCGGACAGUGUCGGCCGUGCACUGUUCGCCGGACAGUGUCGCCGGACGCACUGUUGCCGGUGUCGGCCGUGCCACUGUUCGCCGGACAGUGUCGGCCAUAAAGGAAAACUUAUACAUUACUUUUUCUCACUUUUCUCAACCAUUUUUUUUCCUCUCAAUCUCUCUCCUCAUCCAUUACUUUUUCGGUCUCUCACCACCUUCGUUUCAUUUUCUGUCUCUCUUCAUCCAUUUCUUUAUCUGUCUCUCUCUUCAUCCAUUUCUUUAUCUGUCUGUCUCUCUUCAUCCAUUUCUUUAUCUGUCUCUCUCUUCAUCCAUUUCUUUAUCUGUCUCUCUCUCUUCAUCCAUUUCUUUAUCUGUCUCUCUCUUCAUCCAUUUCUUUAUCUGUCUCCUCUUCAUCCAUUUCUUCAUCCAUUUCUUUAUCUUUAUCUCUCUCUUCAUCCAUUUCUUUAUCUGUCUCUCUCUCUUCAUCCAUUUCUUUAUCUGUCUCUCUCUUCAUCCAUUUCUUUAUCUGUCUCUCUCUCUUCAUCCAUUUCUUUAUCUGUCUCUCUCUCUUCAUCCAUUUCUUUAUCUGUCUCUCUCUCUUCAUCCAUUUCUUUAUCUGUCUCUCUCUUCAUCCAUUUCUUUAUCUGUCUCUCUCUUCAUCCAUUUCUUUAUCUGUCUCUCUGUCCAUCCAUUUCUUUUCCUCACUCUCUCUCUGUCCAUCCAUUUCUUUUCCUCGCUCUCUCUCUGUCCAUCCAUUUCUUUUCCUCGCUCUCUCUCUGUCCACCCAUUUCUUUUUCCUCUCUCUCUCUGUCCAUCCAUUUCUUUCCUCCUCUCUCUCUGUCCAUCCAUUUCUUUUCCUCGCUCUCUCUCUCUGUCCAUCCAUUUCUUUUCCUCCUCUCUCUCUGUCCAUCCAUUUCUUUUCCUCGCUCUCUCUCUGUCCAUCCAUUUCUUUUCCUCGCUCUCUCUCUGUCCACCCAUUUCUUUUCCUCGCUCUCUCUCUCUCUGUCCACCCAUUUCUUUUCCUCGCUCUCUCUCUCUCUGUCCACCCAUUUCUUUUCCUCUCUCUCUCUCUGUCCACCCAUUUCUUUUCCUCGCUCUCUCUCUCUGUCCACCCAUUUCCACCAUUUCUUUUCUCUGUCCACCCAUUUCUUUUCUCUCUCUCUCUGUCCACCCAUUUCUUUUCCUCGCUCUCUCUCUCUCUGUCCACCCAUUUCUUUUCCUCGCUCUCUCUCUGUCCACCCAUUUCUUUUCCCUCUCUCUCUGUCCACCCAUUUCUUUUCUCUCUCUCUCUCUGUCCACCCAUUUCUUUUUCCUCCUCUCUCUCUGUCCAUCCAUUUCUUUUCCUCACUCUCUCUCUCUCUGUCCAUCCAUUUCUUUUCCUCGCUCUCUCUCUCUCUGUCCACCCAUUUCUUUUUCCUCUCUCUCUCUCUGUCCAUUUUUUUUCCUCUCUCUCUCUCUCUGUCCACCCAUUUUUCCUCUCUCUCUCUCUGUCCACCCAUUUCUUUUCCUCGCUCUCUCUCUGUCCACCCAUUUCUUUUCCUCACUCUCUCUCUGUCCACCCAUUUCUUUUCCUCACUCUCUCUCUGUCCACCCAUUUCUUUUCCUCACUCUCUCUCUGUCCAUCCAUUUCUUUUCCUCACUCUCUCUCUGUCCAUCCAUUUCUUUUCCUCGCUCUCUCUCUGUCCAUCCAUUUCUUUUCCUCGCUCUCUCUCUGUCCAUCCAUUUCUUUUCCUCUCUCUCUCUCUCUGUCCACCCAUUUCUUUUCCUCUCUCUCUCUCUCUGUCCACCCAUUUCUUUUUCUCUCUCUCUCUCUGUCCACCCAUUUCUUUUCCUCUCUCUCUCUCUGUCCACCCAUUUCUUUUUUCUCUCUCUCUCUGUCCACCCAUUUCUUUUCCUCUCUCUCUCUUCAUCCAUUUUUUUUUUUCCUCGCUCUCUCUCUUCAUCCAUUUCUUUUCCUCGCUCUCUCUCUCUUCAUCCAUUUCUUUUCCUCGCUCUCUCUCUCUUCAUCCAUUUCUUUUCCUCGCUCUCUCUCUCUUCAUCCAUUUCUUUUCCUCGCUCUCUCUCUUCAUCCAUUUUUUUUCCUCGCUCUCUCUCUUCAUCCAUUUCUUUUCCUCGCUCUCUCUCUUCAUCCAUUUCUUUUCCUCGCUCUCUCUCUUCAUCCAUUUCUUUUCCUCGCUCUCUCUCUUCAUCCAUUUCUUUUCCUCGCUCUCUCUCUCUACCCAUCCAUUUCUUUUCCUCUCUCUCUCUCUCUACCCAUCCAUUUCUUUUCCUCUCUCUCUGUCACUCUCUGCUCAUCCAUUUCUCUCCCUUCUAAUCACUUUGUUUCCCUCUCUCUUCGUCCAUUUCUCCCCCUCCUCUCUGGUCUCGUCCAUUUCUUUCCCACCUCUUUCUAUUUCCUCUUCCAUUUCUCUCUCUCUCUCUCUCUCCUCUCGCGCUGUCCAUUUCCUUUUUCUCUUUUUAUCCCUACGUAUUUCAUUUCCUCUCACUUUCUCCGUCUCCCGUUCUCUCCCCCCACCUCAACAAGAUAUCGAAAUAAUCCCAAAAGGAAAUAACAAUUGUCCACUUGCUUCAACGUCAACACAUGACAAGUAG